AUGGGGCCCCUGUGUCCUUGCCCAAACUCAAAAAAGCCUAUGAAAAAGGUACACAUCUCAUGGAGCCCCCUACUGACCCCAGACCCCAGCAAUAGGGGAUCAUGGGGCCCCUGUGUCCUUGCCCAAACUCAAAAAAGCCUAUGAAAAAGGUACCAGGGGCAUCUCAUGGGGCCCCCUACUGACCCCCGGGCCCUCGGGCAGUGCCAAAUGUUUCCAAAUGGUCAGUCCGCCCCUGGUUACAAGCAUGGCUCCCAAAGGCAGAGGCAUGAUGGGACCAACAGCUGGAGGGCCACAGUUGCCCACUGCUGCCCUAGG
Messenger RNA from Staurois parvus, 315 nucleotides. Lineage: Eukaryota; Metazoa; Chordata; Amphibia; Anura; Ranidae. The record is from the annotation of a GenBank genome assembly.